Physella acuta is the source of this 577-nucleotide messenger RNA. RefSeq names its product large ribosomal subunit protein uL14. The record is from RefSeq and is a predicted model, not a curated record. Gene Ontology annotation, cellular component: ribosome; cytosolic large ribosomal subunit. NCBI's taxonomy places the organism in Eukaryota, Metazoa, Mollusca, Gastropoda, Physidae. Gene Ontology annotation, biological process: translation. Gene Ontology annotation, molecular function: structural constituent of ribosome; large ribosomal subunit rRNA binding.
AAUUUUUUAAUAGUUUAGAUUAUUUCCGUAAAGAGGCCAGCCAACUUUUGAGUUGAUUGUUUCCUCUUCCUGUACAUGCGCAAAUUGUACUUCCUUUUUAUCCAAAAUGUCCAAGAGAGGAAGGGGUGGAACGGCUGGUGGCAAAUUCCGCAUUGCACUGGGUCUCCCAGUGGGUGCUGUUAUCAAUUGUGCGGAUAAUACAGGAGCCAAAAAUCUAUAUGUCAUUGCUGUCAGUGGAAUUAAAGGUCGCCUCAACAGACUUCCAGCAGCAGGUUCUGGUGACAUGUUUGUUGCAACAGUCAAGAAAGGCAAACCAGAGUUAAGGAAGAAAGUAAUGCCAGCUGUAGUUAUUCGUCAGAGAAAGCCUUUCAGGAGAAAGGAUGGUGUUUUCAUUUAUUUUGAAGAUAAUGCUGGUGUUAUUGUAAAUCCUAAAGGAGAAAUGAAAGGAUCUGCCAUCACAGGUCCAGUUGCAAAGGAGUGUGCUGACCUGUGGCCCCGUAUUGCAUCUAACGCAAGCUCCAUAGCCUAAUUUGUUGAUUACAAGAACACACAGCUACACAAUAAAAAGAAAAUUGUA